Molecule: messenger RNA, 258 nt
Organism: Caenorhabditis remanei
Lineage: Eukaryota; Metazoa; Nematoda; Chromadorea; Rhabditida; Rhabditidae
Exons: 3
Coding region: 1-258 (85 amino acids)
Source: RefSeq, a predicted model, not a curated record
AUGCCACAACAUGUGAUACUGCAAAAAUUCGCCAACCACGUGCGAUGCCGCUAUGGGUACAAGGAGUCUUGUGCCAUCACUGCGCCAACUGGUAUGGCAGCCCAAAACGUCCAAGGAGUGACGAUUCACUCACUCCUUCGAUUUUUCCCAGGUCAAAAACCGUUCACUCCGUUGAGUAGAGAGACAACAAACCAACUGUUCAACGUGUUGAGCCAUCUGCGUGUGUUGAUCAUUGAUGAAAUCAACCGUCCUCGCUGA